This is a messenger RNA of Cryptococcus wingfieldii CBS 7118, 255 nucleotides long. RefSeq names its product nuclear protein. The transcript is spliced from 2 exons. Gene Ontology annotation, molecular function: zinc ion binding. The record is from RefSeq and is a predicted model, not a curated record. Bases 1 to 255 code for a protein of 84 amino acids. Lineage: Eukaryota; Fungi; Basidiomycota; Tremellomycetes; Tremellales; Cryptococcaceae.
AUGCCCUCUCUCAACGCCGAGGGCGACGACUCGAAACCCGAAAUGACUGCCAACCCCCCAACCCAAUGUCCCUCAGCUGCGCUCAGGCUCGCUGGUGAUUGCCCCCAUUGUCAACGGGUUUUCUGCUCUGGCCAUCGGACGCCUGAAGCCCAUAACUGUACCGGCAUGCAAGCAUGCAGGGACGCGGCUUUCCAAGCGAAUAAGGAUAGGCUCGAGAAGGAAAGAACUGUCAACAACAAGAUUGCCCAGACAUGA